UGUGAGCAGGCAAAACACGCGCACGCUCUAUAUUGUAGGGUCUUUUUAAAGAUUAUCGUUCGCAGUAAGGAAAGCACGUAUACGGAUUAAGCCUGUAGUACGGCCGCCAUACACACAGUGUAAGAAUUAACGCAGAAUGAGCUAGAAGUUGAUGUUAAAGCUGAAAGAGAGGGAAGGCCACGAUCCACACACCCUUUACAGUACAUGCACUUAUGUACAGUGUAUAUAGCUCAUGGUGGCUUAUACAUGAAUACAGGCUAGUAACGUUGGGUUUGUUAAUCUUUGUGAAAUAUACGUCGGAUUUGGGUGUUUUAUGCCUUAAUAUCACGCAGGACCUUUGCGUUAGGACUAUACAUACUCGUAUAUAUAUAAUAUAGCUUCAGCCACAAGAUGACCUCGACGUACGAGUAUUCACGCUUAUACAAGAUCCUGGCGGCCACUCUGGUUUCCUUGGAAGUAAGCAUCUACAGCGUUAGCGUGGUAGGUUGGCAGUCUUUGGUGUACGUGUUCAGGGACGCUCAUUGUUGGAACGGGAGAAGAUCCGCUCUGGCCAAAAAAUUGAGAACAUUAACCGUGGGCGGGGCAUUACUGAUGGCCAUGGCAGAACCAGGAGCAGAAUGGUUGCUGUUUCCCGGGGCGUCCUUCCACUACCUAGGGGGGUCGAUGUUGCUCUCCACUGACAUCACCAUGCCCCUGUUAUUCCCCACGAGAAAGACGACGCUGCGCUCCUAUCUCAACGGAGCAGCCAGUAUGAGCGCGUUUAGCUUGUUACUGGUGAAGCUUGCCUAUGACAGUGGGAUUCAUUACCGUUCUUCCUUGAUCUGCUUUGCUGCAGUCACGUUCCUCAUUGCUGUUCCAACAACCUUCUUCCUCCCCCCGAGACAUUACGACCACAAGAAUGGCAUCCAAUCACAAAGUGACUCCAGAUUACACACGUGCACGUUUGCCGUGUGCAAAUGUUUCUAUGAGCGGUCGGAACCGCAUGUGAAAGAAAACGAUCACGCUCAUACAGAGGACACCACAACCAAUCUCAUUAACGCCCCGUCACAAAACUCCGAUGAAAAAGUCCAACAGGAUAGAAAUAUAAAAGGUGGUGACGUAAAAGAAGGUGGUGACGUCACUGUCACGUCACACGUGACCGGAAACACGACAUCUUUCCUGUCAAUCUUAAAAGAACCCUUGUUUUGGUGGUCAGAGCUGUGGUUUGCUGGCAAUAUCUUAUUGGUGACACUUUACUUUGGCAGUUUCAAUGCCAUUAUAGACUUCCGGUCCAACAAGAAUAUCCAACAAGUGAGUCUGUAUACGGACGUGGUGGGGUACGUACAACUGGUGGUCAGUAUGCCUGCCUCAGCAGCCUUGGGGUAUUUAGUGGACAGGCAGCAGAGGGCAGAUGCCAAACAUGGUAUUCCCCCCUCCCUCCCCAUGGUCUCCUGUCUUUUCUGA
Messenger RNA from Lingula anatina, 1443 nucleotides. RefSeq names its product equilibrative nucleobase transporter 1. The record is from RefSeq and is a predicted model, not a curated record. NCBI's taxonomy places the organism in Eukaryota, Metazoa, Brachiopoda, Lingulata, Lingulida, Lingulidae.